Messenger RNA from Maylandia zebra (zebra mbuna), 15434 nucleotides. RefSeq names its product tet methylcytosine dioxygenase 3 (gene tet3). Gene Ontology annotation, molecular function: DNA 5-methylcytosine dioxygenase activity; DNA binding; zinc ion binding. NCBI's taxonomy places the organism in Eukaryota, Metazoa, Chordata, Actinopteri, Cichliformes, Cichlidae. The record is from RefSeq and is a predicted model, not a curated record. Gene Ontology annotation, cellular component: nucleus. Gene Ontology annotation, biological process: positive regulation of transcription by RNA polymerase II; chromosomal 5-methylcytosine DNA demethylation, oxidation pathway.
UAAAUAUAAUGUGCCCUAUGGUCUCUGGCCCCUCCCCACCAAUAAACCCAGUGACCCUCAGUGGACUGUGUGCAUACUAGUGUGUACUCUGUGUGUGUGUGUGUGUGUGUGGAGAGAGUGGAGAGAGCUCAUUAAAGCAUGCCUCUGCAUUUGUUGACAGUUGAUGUGCAUGCACUGGAGCGUCUGCGUGCAUGUGAGCAGUUUGGAGGGGGGGGCAGGAAGUGAAAGAUAAAGAGAUGUGGAGCAAAAAAAAAAGAGAAAGGGAAGGAGGGGGGUGCACACAGUGUGUCAGAUCCGAUGACCUUGAUGCCAUUAGAAUGCGGGACAAUGUGUGCUGGGGAUGGGGGCGCACAGAGGUGGAUAGAGGAAAUGGAAUCAGCUGACAGGAAGUGAUGUUAGGAGAGGCAAAGGACCCUUGUGUCAUGCUCCUGUGAGUUUGGUCACUGCUGGAAACAAAUGUUUUUUUAAAGCACGUCUAACAGUGAAAUCGCAAGAAUUCAACUCCCGGACUGCCUGAAAAGCAAACAUUUUGUUCUCUGUCGGUAUGCUUCAUUCACGUACACCUCCCACUAGCGAGGUGCUGGCAAAAAAAAAAGCAAAUUGAAAAGCUUGUUUCACUGUUUGAGGGUUCUGUGUCAGGACUUCGUUCAAAAGAAGAGGAUGACUCAAGCUUUACUCAUAAGCGAGCACACACAUUGCUGCGGAUGGACUUUUGUUGUCAGUCAUCCCUCCUACAACCUAGACCUUUCCUCCGUGCUGCUGAGAAAAAGAGCGAGAGCCUGAGAAUUGAGAGGGGGAGAGAGAUGAGGGCGUGCAGUAACUCAUCUUGGAUGAUAAAUGUGACUACACCGUGAAAUGAAGUGAUCGAUGAGGAGUCUUUGUUACCUCUCCUGUGUGUCUCUCAAUGCCGAAUUACAGGUUUACCGUAAGUGCGAUUUCAUUUUCACUUAAAUGUCAAGCUGCGUGGAUUGUUGUUGUCAUUUCAAAUAUCAGGUAACCUCGAUGACUCAAAAGUUUGCUAAAGGCACGACUGCCCUGCACUUCUAACGUUCUCUUUCACCGCGCUACAGUUGUGCUCACGAGGUGACUUCACACCAGCUCUGUUGAACAAACCUGAAUGGCAGCAUUGGAAUCCACGAAACGCACGCCAGCAUCUUAAAGCGACAACGCGCUUUUCUGCCAUUGCUGCUUCGCUUCGGUAGAUUUCUAUUCCUUUUGUCAGAGAUGGCCAGUCCGAUGGUGGUGAAGAAAUUUUGAGCAAUGUCUUAUGUGAAAUGACACCGAUGUAAGCUGAUAUGAGUCAUCAAAGAAGACAUGUGCUUGAAUCAAGAGCACUCUUACUGUAAAUUACUCGUGCCUUCUGACAUGGAGCAAACUGUGUCAGCUUACAUGCUGUAUUUACAGUGUGGGCACAUCAUGUGUCGGAAACAGCUGAAUCCCUUCCCUCAUGUUGGUGUUUUGGUCAAACAGCGUUUCUUUGUUUUACUCAGCUGUGGACAGUGACAGAGUCAGGCAGAGUUCAUGUUUAUUAAGUUCUCUUUCAUCCUCUUUGCCUCGCUCUCCAAAUUUUGGAUAUAAACUAUGGAAGUGCUAACUUCACAUAAGAUGGGACUGUUUAAGGAGCCUGUUGUGUUCAGGAGAUGUCUAAAAUGAGGAAGUGUGCGUACAGAACAGAUUCAGGGGUUAAGCCAAAUGCUGAGCGAGAAACGCUGUGUCACUACAGUCGGGGGAGUGAGCAAGUGAACACCAGCCAGCCGGGUGAAUAAAAAGAGCGUGCUUUCUGAGCUUCAGUUUUUUUGGUGUGGUUUUGGUGAUGGUGGGCAUGUGCUCGGGAUGACACGCGCCCACCCAGUGGUGGAGGCAAGCGUCCUGGUGGGAGACACUGAUGACGAUGACGGUGACGGUACAGCUACGUCACCGCCACAUGUGUUUCCUACCUCUCUCGCUCACUAUACUCUCCCUUCCCACUCAUUGGCCCUCCCUGGUCACGUGACCUUAAUGCUCUACUUCUCCAUCCCCUUCCUUUUUAGACGGCUCGGGCUGUGUUUCUCUUUGGGAUUGACGCUCAUCUGUGUGUGUACAUAUGAAAUUGUGCGGCAACAACGAGACAGACAGUGUGUGCAAUUUUAUAGCGCCAGAGAGCGAGCGCGUGAGAAAAGUGUUGGAACGGUAAUGCAAUAAGCUAUGCUGGAUGGAGGCAAAAAGCUCGGGAAACAAAACAGUAGAGACGAAUUGAGAAAGAGAGAGAGAGAGAGAGACAGGCAAAGGCAGAUUGAAGAUGCCAGAGAAAAUGAGAGACCAGGAGAGACAGGGAAAGCCAAAGGAAGUGAAGCAGGGAAGGGCUACAGAAGUUAAUCCAGCCACAGUGCAGUGUAGCUCACACAUGCUCAGUAAUAUAAGAGAAAAACACUACGCAGGAGCUGACAGCGAUCUGCAUGAGGGAGACGGCCAUAAUACCCAACCUCCUCCUCCUCUUCCUGGUUAAAUCUUCUCCAAAACUCCAGCAAUGUAGGAGCGAAGAGAGGACCGCAGAGCCGGUCACCCAGAGGCGAUGACGGCGUUCAUAAUGAUAAUGCCAGUGACAGCAAGGAAAGGCGACAAUGGUGAGGAAUGGGAGAACGUUGUCACACGCUGGCGGACGGGUAGGACAGAAGCCAUCGAUGAACUGUGAUUAGUCGGCUCCUCGCGGUCUUCAUUCGGCAGCAACCUCCUGACCCUUUUUCUGUUUGUGCCACUCUCGUACCUCUGGUUACAGAAUCAGUAUCACACGAACAGCUGAUCAACUCUGCACGUUUCAACAGUGUACUCCACAGAUUUCCCUCUUCCUAUCUCCACUCUGUUCCUCUUGCUCACCGAUGUUGAAGAGUCGUGCCCCUCUCACUCUCCAUUGCCCAAUUCAGCCGCCUUGCUGCUUUACUCCUGAGCAUAUAGGUCUUCUUUCGUUUGCUUCCCGACAUCUGCAGGAGUGAGUUGACAUCAUAGAGUGUUGGUGAUUUCUUUUAAACCAAGUGACCCUGAGCUUCCUGCAGUCGGAAGCCUUCUACUUUGCGUUUGCGUCCUUUGGAUCUUGGAUUAAAGGGCCGGCAACAGCGCCAGCAAUCCUCUCCCUCUCUUGCGAGAGCAUCCUAGAGGAUCUGUUAUCAGUCACAGGUGUAGGUCUGAAGCUUUUCCUGUCACACGAGGAACAGGGAAGCGAUGUGAAUGCGGACAGGAAUGAAAAUGGAGAUGGAACAACCAUCAUCGGUGGUUUCUCCUUCGGCCCGCGGUGGAGCCCAAUCUAGAUGGAGCAAAAAUGUCCGCGAGGAAAAAAAACGGAUGUCGUUUACAAAAGGCAUAAACAAGGAGUGUAAUGAUGCUUUUCUCUGCUCCCUUUUCUCUCUUUCUUUUUUUCCCUGUGUUGAUGCCAUUGCGCGAUGAGAUUGCGUUUUCGUUUGCAAGCCGCUGGUUUGCCUCUGCGGUCGAAAGCAGAGAAGCUCUGUCACACUCAGAAUUGCCAGUAUGGGGCUUAUGGCGAUAAACAAAACACACACACAGACAGAGAUAGAGCCUUAUAUAUAACAUAAUCUAAUGCAGCAGAGCACAUAAUGUGGAAUGGGUGUGGAUAGAGACCGAGAGGGGUUUUCUCACUGGUAAGGAGCUCUGCUGCACUGUGCUGUUUCCAAGGCUGCUGCUGCUGCUGCUAGCAACUAUCCCCCCACCGCUCUCUGUGUUUCUGCUCACUGCGCACUCCUCCAUUCCAUUCGUACGUGCCCGCUGUGGCUUAGAUAAUGGCCUCUCGCUCUAAACACACACUGAAAAGCGCGAGAGAGAGAGAGGGGAGAGGAGAUGGAGGGAGAGGCUGCGCGAGAGGGAGGGCAAUGGAGGGAGGGAAAGAGAGAGGGGAGGAGGAGGAGGGGAGGUGAAGGUGGGGGCUGCGAGGAGAAGCCGACUGCAUCUGUAGUGAAGAGAAAGAAAGAGGAUAUUGAAAAAGGGAAGGGAGGAGCAGACAGAGAUAAUGAGAAAGGAAAAAGCAGAGAACAGAAAGCGCUGGUCAUAAGAAUAGGCAAGAGAAUGAGAAACGUGUGCGGUGUGCUGGGGGGAGGUGUGCGCUGUGCGUGCGGCUGGCCGUGUGUGAGUGCAUUUAUGUGUGUGUCACCGCUCGCUCUGUCUGCGCGCCGCCCGGGCUGGGAGAAAUAGAAAAAAAAAAAAAACGAGGAAUACAACCCCCCAACAAGGCCAGAUCGCUCGUGGACUGCUGCUGCACCGGCGAGCAAUUCUCAUGCUACUCUCUGUUUCCUCUUCUGCUCCCCACUCUUCGACCGGCAGCCCCGUCUGGACGUCUAGGACGACACUGUUCACAAAGUUACUUCAGUGGAUGGCCCCAGAAGUGGAGGCCAGAUGGAAAUUGGGUCACAUGACCGCCUCCAGGAAGGCGCGCUGAGCCUGGAACUGGCCAAUGGGGUGAAUCAGUACCCUAAUGAUGGUGAGCCAUCUAUAGAAACAGAGCAGCAGUGUGCAGAAAGCGUGCUGCCAAGGCAGUGCUGGGUGCCUGGACAUGGCAAGGUCAGCGACACCCAACAACAGCAAACGUGUGGUGCAACCCCUGCUGAACCUGUACACCAUGCAGACAUGGAGGAUGCUCACAAUCUGGUGGCUUUUUCUGCUAUUGCUGGCUCACUGCCUCAUUCUUCCUCCUCUUCCUGCCACCUCUUGCAGGCUACUACAGCCUAUUUGUAUGAGAAGUUUACCCAGGAAACAGGCGCUGGGAAGGCUCAAGCUAGAAUCUCUGCAGGGGCUCCUGAGGGUAGCUGCCCACCUUCAGAAGACCUGGAGACCUUACAGAAAGCACUGAGCCAAGCAAAACAUGGACACAAGCCUCCCAAUUGCGACUGUGAUGGGCCUGACUGUCCAGACUACCUUGAAUGGCUGGAAAAGAAGAUAAAAUUAGCAACCAAUGAGGAUCAAGGCUCCCACAAACUGGUUGAUACUCCCUCACAUUUACAACCUCACAUAGAGCAACCCCAUUUGCUGCAUCACUCUCAGACCUACCAACAAGUAAAUGGUGGCCACCAUCUGUCUAUUUCAUGCUCCCAGCAGCAACAGGAAAGCCAAGGCACUCACCCAGAUCAAGUGCCCUGCUCCAAACCACCGAUUCCUUGCUCGCCACAGGUGCUCUCCAUAGCCAAGGAGAAGAACAUCAGUCUUCAGACAGCCAUCGCCAUAGAUGCUCUGACACAGUUAUCUGGUACUAGCCCACAAACUGCCUCUUCCCCAGGUCAAACCCCCUACACAAAUAACCUCCAUCACCAUCAACACAACCAAAACACCGCAUCUCAGCCUCUUAAUGGCAUUGGCAUGAUCCCAUCCUCUUCUGGCACCUACUCAUCUUCUUCACGCUCUCAGUCUGUCCCUCCAGGACUACAAACUAGCCAGCAGGCCCUAGAGUCAUGUGAGCACCACAGACCCCAAUCCCAGGGCCAUCCGCCCCAUGUUACCCCUGUCCAGUCCUCUACCUCUCCCUUCCCGUGUCAGGGAAAACCACCAGGCUUCAACCCGAAUCCCCUGCAGUGGCAGCAAGCCUCAGGCACAGGAUCUGAACACAGAAAUCCAUGGAUGUGUGUGAAGUCUGAGCCUCAGUCUCACCUUGCCACUGCACCUCAUAGUAGCUCAGACCCCAUGUCAGAGCUCAAACAGCUGCUUGGUGACACCAGUAGCAAGUUUAGCAAAAUUCCUUUUAAGCUUCCAGCUUCGCAACAACUUAGCUUGAACCAGAAUGGGACUGUCCAGGCCCAGGAUAACCCGGCAUUGGUCAGGAUAAAACAAGAGUCAGACUCUGCUGACCACUAUCAUCACCCUGCCUCCAUGGGACAUUAUGGUAUGGCUAAUGGUCAGCACCAGGGUCAGCACUACCCUGGCACUCCCCUCUCUCCUGGCCAAGCAGCCAUUAGCCACUCCACUCAGGCAGCUCUACAACAGCACCUUCACUACAAGAGGAAUCUUUUCUCAAACCACCCCUCUGGCUUUGGAGGCGUUGGCCCACGUGGGCCUCUGGCUUGCCAAAAUUUGAAAAAAUGGUGGCCACAGAUGGAUGCAGAGGCCCUGUCACAUCUGGCCAUCAAACAGGAACCCAAGAGGAAAAAAAUCAGCCAAGGAUCUCCUGGUCUUAAAGCUAUGACUGAGACGUUUUUGGGUCCUCCCCUUCCCAAACCCAAACAGAUAAUCAUCAAGAAGCCCAAACAGAAAGCCUCCAUGCCAACCUUUCUGCCUCAGACUCAGAUCACCACACAGAAACCACCAGUCCACAUGAUGGACAGAUCCGCACCCCUGGCCAAACUGCAACUAGGUCCACUCGACCAACUGCCCCUCCACAGUAACUUCACUCAGGCUGCUGCUGCUGCAGGCCUCCCUGCCCCAGCCCAAUCUCAGGUAUCCAUUUUCAAUUCCUCAAUGACACCCACUUCCACUGUUUCUGUUCCAUCAGAAAACACUCCAGACCAGCUGGGCCCUCUACUCCCACCUGUGGGCCUUGCAGCUCACAAUAAGUCAGAAGAGAUGGGCAGCCUGGCCUCCAGUAAUACCAGCACCAUGACACCUAUGACCUCCACAUCCUCACCCAGCACCUCAAAUGUACCAAGCGUCUUUAACUUGGACCCGAAGUACGAAGAGUUGAUCCGCCAGUUUGAGGCUGAAUUUGGGGACUCAGUUCCAGACGUAUCUGCCAGUCAGCCCGUGGAGGAGACUGCUACAGCCCCAAAGUCAGGGAAUGAAUCCCUGAGUAGUCCUCAGGACCUCAGUCCUGCAUCAUCAUCCACCUCCCAGCCACUUCCCUUAAUUUCCACAAGUCAACCCACCCCCACACCUCAUCGAGAUCAUCAGAUGGGAAUGAGCAAAGAUGAGUCCAGGACCCAAAGUGAGGCAUCCUUGAGCCAGGCAUCUACAGAACGGCCUAUGGAGAUGCAGCACAGGGAGUCUGUUCAAGUUCCUCUGAAACAGGAAGAUAUAGUGGAGAGGCAGCAGCAGUCCAGAGUGGUGCAGGAUACUUUUAGCAUGCCAGCUUCUCCGCUGUCAAAACGAAUGAAAAUUGAAUCCUCGGGUGAUAUAACAGUAUUGUCCACCACCUGCUUUUCUGAGGAGGACACACCAACUAAGGAAGGUGUGCCCUCUUCACCAUCUCUCAAAGGCUUCUUGGACUCUCCUUUACGCUAUCUUGACACACCCACUAAGAGCUUGCUAAGUACUCCUUCCAAGGAUCUUCAGGCAGAGUUUCCCACCUGCACCUGCGUGGAGCACAUAAUUGAAAAAGAUGAAGGGCCCUACUACAAUCACUUGGGAUCUGGACCUACUGUGGCCUCCAUACGAACCCUGAUGGAGACAAGAUUUGGAGAGAAGGGGGAAGCCAUCCGGAUUGAGAAGGUGGUUUACACAGGCAAAGAGGGAAAGAGUUCCCACGGAUGUCCUAUUGCUAAGUGGGUGAUCCGUAGAGGCAACGAGAAAGAGAAGCUGCUGUGUCUGGUGAGGCAACGUGCAGGCCAUCGCUGUGACAAUGCUGUCAUCAUCGUCGUCAUUAUAGCCUGGGAAGGUGUACCGAGGGCCCUGGCUGACCAACUGUACAGAGAGGUCACAGACACGCUCACCAAACAUGGCAACCCCACCAGCCGACGCUGUGGCCUCAAUGAGGACCGUACUUGUGCCUGUCAAGGCAAGGAUCCUGAAACUUGUGGUGCUUCCUUCUCUUUUGGUUGCUCAUGGAGUAUGUACUUUAACGGCUGCAAGUACGCACGAAGCAAAAUGCCGCGAAAGUUCAGGUUACAGGGAGAACACCCUGAAGAGGAGGAAAAACUCAGGGAUAACUUCCAGCUUCUGGCAACUGAGGUGGCUCCUGUGUACAAGCAACUAGCACCACAAGCCUACAGUAACCAGUGCCAGACAGAGUCCAAAGCUCCUGAAUGCAGGCUGGGCUUGAAGGAAGGCCGUCCAUUCUCUGGAAUCACUGCUUGCAUGGACUUUUGUGCUCACGCUCAUAAGGACCAGCACAACCUGUACAAUGGAUGCACAGUGGUGUGUACUUUGACAAAGGAGGACAACCGAACAGUGGGAGAAGUCCCAGAGGACGAGCAGCUCCACGUGUUGCCUCUUUACACGUUAUCCCCGACAGAUGAGUUUGGCAGCGAGGAGGCCCAGAACCGCAAGAUGGAGACAGGAGCUAUCCAGGUGCUUAACGCUUUCCGCCGUGAGGUGCGCAAGUUGCCCGAACCUGCCAAGUCAUGCCGACAGCGCCGACUAGAGGCAAAGAAGGCUGCCUCAGAGAAGAAGAAAAAUAAACUCAUCCAGCAAGCAGGAGAGACGCCGGAGAAGACGGGGAUCAAAGCCGAGGUCUGCAUUAGCAGUUUCCCUCAACCCCAAGGCAAUAAAGCAAUUAUAAAACAAGAGGUGAAGCCCAACAUCAAAAAGGAACCCUUAAACGGAUCGAUAGAUGGAUAUUCUGUGCAAGCAGUAGACCCAGUAAAUCCCAUGUAUACAAACCCCGUCUUCUAUGCAAGGGGAGGCCUCCCCACAACUGGCCAGCCCUCUGCACCUGAUACAGUAAAUGGUUUCCACACCAGUUUGCCCCCAAUGGAUUAUGCCUACUACAGGUGCUCACCCAAUACACUUUUCCCCCCUGUACUGAGGACCUAUGAGGGUCGAAAUGGCUCUUCGCCCAGAGCUGGCUGUAAAGCUGUCCAGGUAGAUCAGAAGCCUGACAUUCAAAACUUUCAGUCCAGGGUGGCUCUUUCCUGCUCCAGCCAAGCAGAGCAAACCAACCAACCAAAUCACACGACUUACACCCAGGCACCAGUUUAUAGCCAAUCCCGUCCUUCCUCUGCCUCCUCUGAGUCCUCCAACAGAGGCACGCCGGUCAUCAAACAGGAGCCUAUGGAUGUGCCAGUCUAUGAAGGCACGCUUCCGAACCAGGUCGGAUCCAACACAUCAAGAAGCCCCUCGCAACCUGUGACCUGGCCUGGGCACAAGCUUAAUGGAAGUUUUAUUCCCACCACUUGGGAUGCCCAUCAGAAGCAUAAACAAAGUUCCGAGGCCUCAUCGGAGAAACAGCAGCAGUUUCACCAGCAUCUCCAGCAGCGGCAGGCCUCUCCUUACCCGCAGCAGUGGUCAUCCUUCCUUGGCUUAAACACUAUGAGGGCUUCCCCUGCCCCAUCACCGUCACUCCAGGUACCUCCCUCUCCAUCUCCAUCCCCUCAGCUAGGCACAGUGGUCCAAGGUAACAUACAUCAAUCUUCCCCACGCCCUGGCACUCCACGCCCAAGCACCCCUCACCCAGUAACCCCACAGCCCGGUGUCUCUCACGCAGGCCCACUUACACCACGGCCAAGUACCCCACAUCCAGGCACCCCCAGGCACUGGGCGAGCCCCGUUGCUAGCCCACAGCCGCAAACAUGGGGCAUGGGGCCUUAUAGUCCUGGUAUGAAGCACAGCAAUCCUGCAGGGGCCUAUCCCGACAAGAUCUGGUCCAAGACUGGAGAAAGUCGGUGUUCCACUCCGGUUGGGCCCCAGGAAAAGGCCUGGAAGUCUUUUGGAGGUUCUGUGGCAAGUAACACCCCUUCCCCUGCUCCAGAGGGUCGCCUCUUCCCCGAUGCCCUGCAGCAAUCAGAUCAGGCCUGCUACACGCCCAGCCGAGCAGAGAGCGACGUCGAGAGCACCAAGAAUUGCGAAGAGGACGAGGAUGAGGUCUGGUCUGAUAGUGAGCACAACUUCCUGGACCCUUACAUAGGCGGGGUAGCAGUGGCACCAGCCCACGGCUCCAUCCUAAUCGAAUGUGCUCGUCGGGAACUACAUGCUACCACUCCACUCAAAAAGCCUGACCGCUCCCACCCCUCCCGCAUCUCCCUGGUCUUCUACCAGCACAAGAACCUCAACCAGCCCAUGCAUGGCCUGGCUCUUUGGGAGGCCAAAAUGAAGCUGCUGGCAGAGCGAGCACUGCAGAGGCAGCAGGAAGCAGCUCUCCUUGGCCUCUCCCAGGAGGAUAUCAAGGCACUCGGGAAGAAACGCAAGUGGGGCGCUACGGCGGCAGGCGCUAGUCCAGGACCUGGACAAUCUAAAGACAAGAAGGAGGGGCCGGUGACGCGGUUAUCCCCCUCGUUCUACACCACCUCUACGGUUACUGUGUCUCCCUAUGCCUCCACCGUCGUCACGGGGCCCUACAGCCACUUUGUGUGAGGACACAUAGACACAGAGUGACUGAUAGCUACAGAGUGGUGCAGUGGAGGGCUGGAGAGAGAGCACUGAGCAGAAUCAAUGUCUCUCAGCCGUCCCGCAGUCUGGCAUCCCUCCAUCCUGCCUCCCUCUACAGUCCACUUGGAGGAGGGGGACAUUUUUAUUGUUUUUUACCUCAUGUCAGGCAGUGGUUUGGGCUUCAGACACACUGCCUGUGGUGCUCUUCCUCUCUUUUCCCCGGAGAGGAACUCCAUUGCUUUUUCUUGUUUAUAGAAUUUUAAUGAUUCUAAUUAUUGCUAUUAUUAUCAAUAUUAUUAUGAUUGUUACUGUCAAUGUUGUUAUUACAGGUAUUAUUAUGAUGAAGACUUGUUUUUUUUUUUAUUAUUGCUCUUUUCAUUAAUGUUAUUAUUAAUAAGGUGACCUGUUUUGUUUUGUUUUUAUAUUUUUGUUAAAUCAAUCAGUCUGAGUUUGACAGACUUGGACACUUGCUUUUUCCAUGUUUGGAAAACAUGCACCCUUCCCCCCCACUUGACUUUGUUCUUAUCAAUCUUAAAGCUGUACUUAGAUAAGGAGGAGCCAUUAUCUCCCUGAUACGGCAGAAAAAUCAACAAUAUAGUCACCACAAUCAUUUCUUUUAGUUUAUAAAGCCAUUUCUGGGCCUUUUUAAAGAAUAAUCACAAUAAUCACCAUUAUGAAGAUCCUGAUCAAAAGUAUUGAUUUUUAAUGAAUCAGUACCAGCAUCACCACUGUCAAAUACGCCACUGACAGUAUGUUUUUUCAUUAUAGCAAACAACCAUCUACACAAAUAUUACAAAAGAUAAGAGUAAGGAGGGAAAUCACCAAAGCCCUUUUGCUCCAGGCACCUAGAAAAAGCGCAGCGAUUGGUUUCAAGUGUCAUGCUGAAGGAAGAAAAUGGUCCCCGGGCUCAGAAUAACUCUUAACCAUUACUGCGAGAAACCUUUGCAGCUUGCCUUGUCGUGAUGAUGAGAUGAUGCGCUCCUCCUACUCUCCCUUCUAGCUUCUGACUGGUGCUCAGCUUCCUGCUCUGAUCGAUUUCCAUUCCGCUACUCUUCAUGGCACUCGAUGCUGUAUUUAGGUGCUCUAACUCAAAUUUGGCUCAAGUAGUAUUUGCAACUAAAAAGUUUGUGUUUCGGCCCAGGUGGGAUACCAGAACACUGGGAUUUACUGCUUUUAACACAAAGGUGCAGAACUUGUGUCGUGCUAGGGAAAGGUCCUAACGAGUUAUCUCACAGAAGCUUUCCUGUGCUCUGUGCGGAGAACUGAAGUUCUCACACCCGGUGCUCCACAGAGGCCAAAACAAGCGAUACUACUUGUGUAAGCCAUUUAACCCAGAUCUGCUAUUCCCACAGGUGGCACUCUUUUAUCUUCCUAUAACAUUCAAGUAGGAGUGAGCACUUCCCAGUGUAAACUCUAGAGGGCAGCGUCGACUGCUGUUUCAAAGUGGUGUGUACAAACAAACCUAUAAGCACUUGGGAUUCAUUUAGAUGGCAGCCUUGUCUCAUUGUUGCUUUAACCAUCCAUGGCCACUAGAGGGGGCUAUCCACCCUGCUCGCUGACCAUAGAUUGGACUUGAUAAAACAGCUGAAGGCAAAGCUGACAUUAAAAAUGUGCCACAGAUGUGAACCGGAAACCCAUCGUGGGUUGGAGCAGCAGGAAACAGUGUUGGGACAGCAGUGCUUUUGGUGCUCACACACACACUCUGGUGCUCUCCUAUUACACUUGAUUUACUGUGAAGGGCCCACUCCUUUCUCUGCAUGGUGCUGUCAUCUUUGAGCAGAGUGAGGCGUGUCCUUCUGCAGGCACCUUGUCACCGCAGAGCCAGCCAAUCAAAAUGGCCACCGUGUGGUUCAGCUCCACAUUGGGCUCAAAAACUGGUUUCCUUUAGAGGAGUUAUUAUUUUAUUUUAUUUUUUGCAGUUUGUUGUGGCAUGUAGUGAUUUUUGUCUCAAACAAAAAGAAAAGUACACUGUACAGGGCAGAGAAAGCACAGUCAUUCACUGCAUUUCUUGGUAACCCAUUUAGCAGUGCUUUUCACAGAGAAAAUAGUACUGAGAGAUAAAAGGGAAACCGUAGAAAAUUUCUGUAGCUUCCAGGGUUUGGCGCCGAACGUGAGCGCAACAGAUCGAUGAAUCUCUCACUUUGCGUGCGUGUGUGUCUGAAAAGAGCCAAAGAGAGAGACUAUUUGAUAGCCUGGUGAGAGUCCUGUAAAUCGCUCGUUUUUAUUUUCCUUUGUGGUCACAUGGUUCACCUGCAACAUGUGUCAGAAAUGAAAAUGAGAGACUGCUGAUGCAAGCCGACUCCCAGCUGCUGGGCGGUCGUUUGGGCCAAGGCCCUGGUCAUCUGUGAAAGACCCUGUUACCUCUCCCGAUUUUCUCCAGCUCUCUACCUCACGCUGUAGAGACACUGGUCACAAUCACGACUUGCUACUGAGGGCAGAGAAUCAUGCAUGUCCCUUUGUGUGCUCUAGAUCUCCACACUCAUUUUAACCUGCUUUUUUUUUUUUUUUACUCUUAUUUAUUACUACAUGGUGAUAAUGAUAAUGAUUGUCUUUGAUGUUAUUGUUUUUUUUCAUCAUUUUUUAUAUAGCUAAUACAAAUUGUACAUAAAGAAGAAAAGAUUUAUAAAAGCACUUUUAAUCUUGAUUUUAAUGACACAGAAAGAGCCGAUUAUUGACAACUUGAAGCUUCUUUUUUUUUAAAUUUCCUCAAGAGAGAGAUAAAAAAUGUAAAUAUCAAACUAUUUAGGUAAGAUUAUUUAACUUGUGAGGAAAGUAACAAAACCACGAAUGACAUGGGGGUAUUUUUGAAGUCUCUGACAGCCCUGAACAUCAGUAAACAACACUUGGCCCCAAUGUGUUGUGUGCAAAUCUGUGCUUAGUCACUCUGCUGUUUUUGCUUUCCUAAUACUGUACCCCCUGUCGGCAUGCGACUGACAGAGCCCCAGAAAUUUCUGAAAACGAUUUAGUCAGCCCAAUUCUGUAACAUGAAACCACACUCAGCUGACUCACUGGCAACAGUAAAGCGAAAAUAAGAGAUCCCCCGUGUUGCAGUUGUGCUAAUGUAUGAAUUUAGAGUUUUAGCUUGACAGCUUUCAGUUGUUGUUAUUUUCAAUUUUGUUGACAUUCUCAAACUCUGUGACAGAUUCAUGACAGCAUCGUAUUUUAAAAAAAACCCCAAACAAAUGCCAAAAUCUGAAUAAUGUGAUUCCCACAUUCCCACGAGCGUGAUAAGAGUUACCUCUUGGCUAGUUUACUAGCUUGACUUAAGCAGCUGAUUAGCUUAGCUUAGCAUAUUGGCUGAAAACAUGGGGAAACAGCUAGCCUAACUAAAAUCAAACUGCCAGCACUUUAAACCUCUUUAACACACGUUAAGUAAGGUUUGUCAACACCAUUGUCACAUUGGUUUUACAGGGGGUUACAUCCCAGGCUAACAAGACCACCAGCAGAUAUUUCAUAAAAAAUAAAAAAGAAUCACUGCUUCCAGCCUGGAAACAGUCUGGUACAAAGUCCUCUGAAAAGAAAAAAAAAUAACAAAAAGGAAACAGAGAAAACAGAGUGAGCUUUAAAGCUGCUGGCGGGCAGAUUUUGUUACCUAUGUUGCUUCCUGUGUGCCCGGUCUUUAUGCUGAUCUCAGCUGUCUGAUAGCUGCGGCUUCAUAUUUAUCAUACAGACGUUAGAACAGUACAGAGUUUUUCUUCUGAGUGUCAACAGGAGAGAGAAUGGGAAGUUUUUCAAUGAUGAACUAUUAUUUACUAUCAAACACCCCCCCUAUAACUAUACUGACUGCCACGGAGCCAGUCUGAGGUGAAACAUUGGGCGACGCUUUAAUGAGUUACUGCCCAGCAGUCUUUGUCAGUUGUGUUACCACCGCCCUGCUUGCUUAGAUGUGUCAUCAUUAUUAUUCGCUUCAGCUUUUGUAAUAGCCAAGUAUGCACGUGGCAGAAAAAUCACAGCUCCCCCGCGGAAGACUGCAGAUCUUUCAUUUGCCAUGAUAAUUAGGUGACCCACGCCAUGUCUAACAGUAGUUUGAUAGUGCAGUAACAAGACCCAUUUUACGUAUUGAGCUUAAGACUUGCCCAUAUAUUAGUCACACACACACACACACACACACACACACACACACACACACACACACACACACACACACACACACACACACGCACAGACACAACACAAACAAUUACCGAAACAACAAAAGGGUGCUGAGGAUAUGGUGCAUAUGAUAUCUUGGUGACUUUGUACAUUUCUAAAUGCUUCAUAACUUUGGUGGAUGGUUCUCAUGAGAGGCACCACCUCCCAAGCGGACAAGUACUGAGAUCCUGGGGGGUGAGUCGGUUCAGUCGGUGCUAUGAUGCUAUACCUUAAAAAUUCACUGUGUUAAAAAAAAUACAAAAAAGGAAAAAAAAGCGAGGGAUAAAUAAUUACCACAAAUAUUUUUCUGAGCUCUUCGAAUGUCAAGAGAACUAUACUUUUGAUUAAAGCAGUUUCACAGGAAGGGAAGCUGCCCUGGUGCUGACUUUAUGAAAAGUCUUUUGUUACAACGCUACAAAUUUACAUCUCUUUUUGAGGGCAGGUGGUGCACUCAAACUGUUGAUUACAUUCUCUAUUAAUCUUCAUUCCAUACUGUACUUGAAUUCAUUUAAAAUAGGACGAGAUAUAGAAUCAUAUUAUAUGAAGACUGUUAGCUGGGUUUUACAUUUGGUACUGUGCAAGUACCAGAGGCUAUUCAAAUGAUCUUUUGAGUAUGUUGUACAUGUUCAUGUUAACUGAAUGCUAAGAUAUUUGAACGACACAAAAAAAAAAAAAAAUUGCGUACUGCCUCCCUGUUCCUCUCCCAAGUGAUGCACUUCCUUUACUCACUCCCUCUCUUUCUUCUAAAUUUUGUAUAGUUUUUGACACACAUAGAUAAACACACAUAGAUUUGCAUCUAACUGUGUAUGGCCCACAGUCCUAAUUUAACGAACACUUGAAAUUUGGGAUAGAGACUUGGACCCUGACCCAUAAAAUUAAAUAAAAGGAAAAGAAAGAAAAAGAAAGUGAACCAACACAACUGGCAGCUACAUUCCGUUAAGUUUGAGGAUUGUUCUUGGUUCUUUAUUUUUCAUGUCAAGGAUGCAGUAUGUAAAAAAAAAAAAAAAAAGGAAAAAAAAGUGUUUUUGUUCAGUCUCUCUCUCUCUUUGUAGCUGUAUGGUGUAUUAUGUGAAUACAUAGUGUAUGUGGUUAAAAAA